Molecule: messenger RNA, 4492 nt
Organism: Cydia pomonella (codling moth)
Lineage: Eukaryota; Metazoa; Arthropoda; Insecta; Lepidoptera; Tortricidae
Product: multiple epidermal growth factor-like domains protein 10
Exons: 8
Coding region: 146-3004 (952 amino acids)
Source: RefSeq, a predicted model, not a curated record
GGUGUCAAUCGGGCAUUUCAUUUAAAGUUUUCACAUUUCGAACGUUAUAAUUCGAAAUUGAAACGUGUCAGUGAUAAAUUUCGAACGUUAGAGUUCGGAUAGGAUUCGAAAUUUAAAUGCGUUCGAAAUAGUGAGGUGUUCCAAAAUGAAGUUAUGGUGUGUGUUUUGUUUAUUUUUGGUUGGCUUGGAAGUUGGACUAGUGGACGGUUUAAAAGCUUCGCAGAAGGGUGUUUGUGUGUCGAAGCAUACUGUGACAAAGACAAGACCAAAGACAAUACUUGUGCCGACGGGGAAGUGGUGUGGCGCUAAAAGAUGCACCGUCAAACAGACGCGCAAGCAGAAAUACACCGUAGUAACCAACCAGCUAAUGUGCUGUAAAGGCUACGUCUACACCAGCAGCACCGACUCCUGCGCACCCGUCUGCAGCACGGGCUGCGUCAACGGCACCUGCGUAGAUCCCGACGUAUGCCAGUGCGCCGCGCCUCGCUACCUCGACCCUAAUACUAGAAACAAAUGCCUCACACCUACAUGCGAUCAUGUCUGUGUAAAUGGCUUUUGCUCUGUGAAUAACACUUGUGUGUGUAAUGAAAACUAUACUUCUUACAACGCAACGCAUUGCGCGGUAAACUGCGCAGAAGGGUUUGAAAUUGAUGCUUCUUUAAAUUGUGUUCUCAAGUGCGAAGCGCCUUUAUACCGCCUUAAAGACAAAUGCCUAACGCCUGCAUGCGAUCAUCCAUGUGUGAAUGGCUUUUGCUCAGUGAAUAACACUUGUGUGUGUAAAGAUGGUUAUACAGCCUUCAACGCAACACAUUGUGCGGUUAACUGUACAGAUCAGUUGGACUAUUUAAGUUGUGCUUCUAAAUCUACACUUUAUAGUGUGUGUGAUCAUGGAUAUAGACUUAAUAAAGGUAAAUGUGUACCAGUGUGUGAACCUCCUUGUGUCAAUGGAAUAUGUGUAGCACCGAACGUGUGUGAGUGUGAUAAAACACUUGUAAAGAAGAAUGGGAGAGUGUGUCAAGAAAAACAACAUGGUUGCGGAGAGUGCAGAGCUGAUGGGACUUGCUUGAUGACGACCAAUGAAUCCGGAACGAGAUCCGAAGAGACAGAAACGGAGCUAAUAUGCUGCGAUUUGUACAAUUGGGACGACGAUACAGAAGCCUGCGUACCAGACUGUGAACACGGAUGCAUAAAUGGAAUAUGUAUCGCUCCGAAUCAGUGCGUGUGCGCACCUCCGAUGAUUCUGCACAACAGUACCACCCCUAACAUCUGCUUACACCCCGUCUGUGACCAACCUUGUAUUAACGGAAACUGUACAGCUGACAACCAAUGUACUUGCAAUAAAGGCUUCACGCCAAUAGAUUUACACACCUGUGUUCCCCACUGUACCAACUGCACUAACGGUGAUUGCGUCAGUCCGAAUGUCUGCAACUGUCAUAAAGGGUAUACUAGGAAAAAUGGUCAAUGUAUGCCUCAUUGCAAAAGUGAUUGCAGAAAUGGAUACUGCUCGGAACCUGAUAAAUGCAUUUGUAAUGAUGGAUACGAAUUAAAAGGUGAUAAUUGCGAGCCUAUUUGUGACACACCUUGCCAAAAUGGCAACUGUAUAGCACCAAACACUUGUGAAUGUAAACUGGGAUAUAAACCAAAGAAUGGCCAUAAAGAAAUAUGCAUACCUAAAUGCAGUAGCGAUUGUAACAAUGGAUACUGCGCUGAACCUGAUAAAUGCACUUGUAAUGAAGGAUAUGAAUUACGAGGUAAUAAAUGUCAGCCUGUUUGUAAAAAAACUUGCCAAAAUGGCGACUGCAUAGCACCUAAUAAAUGUGAAUGUAAAAAAGGUUUUGAACCUAAGAAUGGACAUAAUGAAAUAUGCAUACCUAAAUGCAGUACCGAUUGUAACAAUGGAUAUUGCUCAGAACCUGGGAAAUGCACUUGCAAUGAAGGAUAUGCAUUACGGGAUGGUAAAUGUCAGCCUGUUUGUAAGAAAUCCUGCCAAAAUGGCGACUGCGUAGCACCAAAUAAGUGUGAAUGUAAAAAAGGUUUUGAACCUAAGAAUGGACAUAGAGAAAUAUGCAUACCUAAAUGUAGUAGUGAUUGUAGCAAUGGAUACUGCUCUGAACCUGGUAAAUGUACUUGUAACAAUGGAUAUGAAUUACGAGAUCAUAAAUGUCAGCCUAUUUGCAAGAAACCUUGCCAAAAUGGUUUCUGUACAUCACCGAACAUCUGUAAAUGUAAAAAAGGAUAUGAACCUAAAAAUGGACAUAAAGAAAUAUGCAUACCUAAAUGCAGUAGCGAUUGCAGCAAUGGAUACUGCUCAGAACCUAAUAAGUGCACUUGUAACGAUGGAUACGAGUUCAAAAAUAACAAAUGUGAGCCAAUUUGUCAAAAAUCGUGUACAAAUGGAAUCUGCGUAGCGCCAAAUAAAUGCAAAUGUUUAAAAGGAUUUGAGAAAGCUGGAGAUACUUGCUCGCCUAAAUGCGAUUUGUGUACUAAUGGAUCUUGCACAGGACCUAACAAAUGUGAAUGCAACAAAGGUUAUGAACAUACAGAUAAAGGUUGCGUUCCGAUAUGCGAGAAAACUUGCAUUAACGGCUAUUGUUCCGCUCCAAAUGAAUGCAGCUGCAAUACUGGUUUCACUCAAGAUACAUUAAAUUCUUCGGUCUGUCGCAAAGAUUGCGGUCCUGACAUGGAUUUGAUCAAUGAAACCUGUGUUGUAUCACGUAAACCAAGUCCCGAAAUGUCAUCGGGAACUACGACCACUACGGGACUGGCGAGUAUGCAGAUGACCUGGAUCGUAGGAGGAGCAGUACUUCUAUUGCUGGUCGUUCUAGUACUGGUGGUCAUAAGCCGCCUCUACGCUAGAAAAUUACCACAGAAGACACCUGCUGACGAUGGUCACUACGGCAGCGUAGCGUACACCGUCCCGAACACUUUAUUCCGAAAAGACGAUCUCAUCGAGGAAGAGGAAACGAGCGAUACUCUCUUGGACAAAGGAACCAGUGUUGUUUAGUUAUUCAAUAGUUUUAAAUCAGCCAUACUCACUUAUAUUAUGAGGGCAACAAAGACUGUUUUGCCUUGUGGUAGCCCCGGGCCGCAAGACGGAAGGCAAGGAUGGCUAGGGUCACUUGGCGGGCUACUUAAAGGGCUGCAGGUUGAGUAACUUCAAUAUUGCUGUUUUAAAUACUUACAAAUGUACAUGUUGCGAAAAGUUAAAAAAAAAUCUACGAAAAUUAGUAUAAAUUUACAAGAUAUAAAGGAAGAUUUUGUUUUUGAAAUGUGACUUUACCCAAUUUGUGUUCCGCACAAAACUUUAUUUACGGAACACUUAUGGGAUCAUUUCGGUCUUGCAAAUCGGUUAAAUGCGUUUUUUGAAUUCUAAAAGGCAAUUAUUGAAAUUUUCCGUUGGCAUGACGUUCUACACAAUUGUAAAGCAAGGCCCAGGAAUAUCAGUACUGGCUAAUAAUACUUAUAUAAGUAGAUAAUAUGAUAAAAGAUCUUGAAAAUGCUAGCUUUUGGUAAAAUAUGAAUGUAUUUUAUAAUCUAACAAAUAAAAUGUAAAAAUAUGAGGGUAGAUUAUUGGCAGGUACUGUAAGAUGAAGAGAUUAACGAAAAACGCAACGAGCGAGAUAGUGAUAAAUCUUAAUUAUUGUUCUUGUUUUGGCAAGUAGCUGCGAUAGUUUAAAAAAAUAUUCCUGAUAGGUACAGUACAACUUGUUUUAACAUAUGCACUCACCAAAGGAAUACCGAUAAUCUCCUCACAUUAAUCAUAUUUACCUAAAUACUUAUAUUUAGUAUUACGGAAGGUGGAGAUAAGGAACGAAAUCUCCAUGUACCAAAAAGUGUCAUCAAAAAACUUUAAAUAGGUGGCGCUACAAUACCUAGAGUAUUUGAACAAAAAAAUCAAAUCAUAGACAGCGCAAUUCACUCCGUCAAUAACGCCUAGGUUCUUAGCUACUUUGGAGAGAUUUGGAACUAUUAUUUAUAGCUGCCAGCUGGACACUUUUGCAACAGUUCUACCAUAAGAGAUGCCACUCCUCUUAAUUCCACACUCCAUAAUUUAGUAUAGCGGCGUAUUGUCGAAGUUUUUGUAGUCAACUUUUACUGCCAUCUUUCGGCACAUGACUAAAACUCUUAGAAUGACAUAUGGCUAUUUGACCCAUGUUCUUUCAUUGAUAUGUGUUAAAUAUCAAACGGUGUCGCCAUCUACUCAAGUAUAGGCCAAAGGUAUAUCGCCAUCUUUUUUGUCUUCUGUAAUCCAGCAUUUUGUCUUGAUUUUUCGAGGCACGUUUUCUUCUUAUUUCUUAGACUUCCGUUCUCAUCUUCACUAUUUAUUAAAAUAGUACCUGCGUACUUUUGUUAUUAACUUACGUGCAAAUAUUUAUUUAAGGUGAUUGGAAUUGAAACAAAAUGUUGUAGAUAGUAGUUCAAAGUAGUUACUUACAUAAUAUGAAGCAAUGAUUAUAAAAGGUAUUAUUUAAUAAAUAAAAUGUAAUUUCGA